This is a messenger RNA of Cryptosporidium muris RN66, 1464 nucleotides long. RefSeq names its product cyclin, N-terminal domain-containing protein. The transcript has a single exon. The coding region runs from base 1 to 1464 and encodes 487 amino acids. Gene Ontology annotation, biological process: mitotic cell cycle phase transition; regulation of cyclin-dependent protein serine/threonine kinase activity. Gene Ontology annotation, cellular component: cytoplasm; nucleus; cyclin-dependent protein kinase holoenzyme complex. Gene Ontology annotation, molecular function: cyclin-dependent protein serine/threonine kinase regulator activity. Lineage: Eukaryota; Apicomplexa; Conoidasida; Eucoccidiorida; Cryptosporidiidae. The record is from RefSeq and is a predicted model, not a curated record.
AUGUAUUCAAAUAAUAAAUCAAUAGAAACAUUAAGUGAUUGCUUAUUUUUAAAGGAUCAAGGUUAUAAACGUCAACCAAUUAAUUUAUCGAAAUUUGAAUAUAAUCAUAUUUUCGCAUCUAUAAUGGGGAAAGAAUAUAAUUCCAAUGAAAUGAAACAAAAUGAAAAUUUUGAGAAUUUAAAAAUUGAAUCAUUAAAUCGAGAUUCUGAAAAUUGGGUAAUAUCUCAGUCACAAAUUGAAAAUACAGAAGUUCCAAGUAAUACUUCUACUCAAAGUAACAUAUCUAAUUCAAUCCAAACACAAAAACCAAUUAAUAUAGUAGAAUCUAGGUUAAAUAAAAAAUUGGAAACUUCUAAUGAAAAUUCUUUAGAAUCUGAAGAAAUUGAAAUAAAUGAAUUUGAAAAGUGUUCAUACUUUGAGGAUGAAACUUUACAAUUAAAAAGUGAAUAUUUAUAUAGUAAUAAUAAUAAUGAUAAUAAUAAUACAUCAGUUGAAAUAGUUUGGGAGCGUUUAAAAGCACAAGAAAAACAAUAUUAUACAUCAGAAGUAUAUAACUUUUAUAUUUCAAAAUGUAAAAUAUGUAUCAGUCCUUAUAAAACUUCAAAUGAAUGGAUAUAUAAUCAAAAAGUUCCUCUAGUUUUUAUUAGAAAAAAUAUUCUAGAUGAAUUAUCUAAUUUAAUAUGGUUACAACGUAUGAGAAAUGAAAUUUUAUUUACAUCAAUAUAUUAUUUUGAUAAUACACUUUGUAAAGAUAAUUUUUUUUGGAAUAUAACAGCUAUUGAAGAAAUAAGGGAAUUAGCUUAUUCGUGUGUAUAUUUGGCUGCAAAGGUUGAAGAAGUUGUUCAUAUUAGUCAUAAGGAAUUAUGUAAGCGUUCUUCAAUUCCUUCAAAAACUAUACUUAAUUUAGAGCGUCAUAUACUUAAAGUGCUUACUUUUAAAUUAAAUCCACCAAUACCAAUAACCUUUUUACAAUUAUUACUUGAAAUGUAUAAGGCAAAGAAAGUACAAAAUUUUGGAAAUAAUAAUAGUAAAAAAAUACUUGAAUACUAUAUUUGUAGUUAUAUAUUAGAGAUUUGUCUUUAUGACAUUGAAUUAAUGCAAUAUUCUCCAUUGGAACAAGCAUUAGCAGCUAUAUAUGUUGCUAGACAAUGUAUAGAAUUUAAUUGUAAUAAAGAAAAAAAUUACAUCAUAUCAUUAUGUUUAGAUCAAGUUGAAAUAAAAGGAAAUAUAAUUUCUAAUUUCAAAUAUGACUACAAUUUAAAGAAUCAAUACAGGAUUGUAGAAUCAAUUAUACGAACAUUUCAGUAUUCUCAUAUAAUAAAUACAAUAACAACAAAGAAAUAUCAAAGUAAAGAAUAUAUGGGUGCUGCAGAUUAUGUGCUAAAGGCACUAUCAUUAAAUAAUAACAAUAAUAAUACAAUUAGUAUUAGUAGUAGUAAUAAAAAAAAAAUUGGCAAUAAAUGA